GUUGCUGCUAAUGUUUGUUGUCUAAAAACCUAUGGUGCCGCCUUCUUUCAGGACGCUAAGGCCCUAUCCGAUAUCAAAAAAGCGUCUUGUACCUGAUCAUAUCGAUCAACCUGAUUGGGCAAAUGAUGGUAUCCCAAAAAUUGAACCCAAUAGUGAUUUACAGCAUGUCGUUGAGAUCAAAACUCCAGAGCUGAUUGCGAGGAUGAGAGAAACAUGCCGAAUAGCAAGGGAAGUUCUGGAUGCAGCGGCUCGUAUUAUUCGGCCUGGCGUGACAACUGAUGAAAUUGAUGCGGUGGUGCAUGAGGCUACUGUUGCCGCUGGUGCAUAUCCAUCUCCGUUGAAUUAUCACUUUUUCCCCAAGUCAUGCUGCACGUCAGUCAAUGAAGUUAUCUGCCAUGGGAUUCCAGAUGCAAGGAAAUUAGAGGAUGGUGAUAUUGUAAAUGUUGAUGUUACUGUAUAUUACAAAGGGGUUCAUGGUGAUCUGAAUGAAACCUUCUUUGUUGGUAAUGUUGAUGAAGCAUCUCAACGGUUAGUCCAGUGCACAUAUGAGUGUUUGGAGAAAGCAAUAUCAAUUGUUAAGCCUGGGGUACGGUUUCGGGAAAUUGGGGAGGUCAUCAAUCGACAUGCUUCAAUGUCUGGCUUAUCUGUGGUGAAGUCAUAUUGUGGUCAUGGCAUUGGAGAACUUUUCCAUUGCGCACCAAACAUUCCACAUUAUUCAAGAAACAAAGCAGUUGGCGUUAUGAAAGCUGGCCAAACUUUUACAAUUGAACCUAUGAUUAAUGCUGGUGUUUGGCGUGAUCGCAUGUGGCCUGAUGGAUGGACUGCUGUGACAGCAGAUGGGAAACGAAGUGCUCAGUUUGAACACACUCUCCUGGUCACAGAGACUGGAGUUGAAGUACUCACAGCACGCCUGCCGACAUCUCCCAAAGUGUUCCCUUGGCUGAGUUCUUGAUUCGUGGUUUGCAUUUAGCAAUUGAGGAUCCAGCCAGUCAUCAAAAAUUUCAGUGACAAGUUAAUCUAUUUAUGUGUGUCAAAUGUAUUUUUUAAUUGAUUGGCUUUUGAAAUUUUGGUCUUAAAUCUCGUCCAGUUUGCAGACAGAAUCAUAGGGUAAACUAGAUGAACGAAUCAGUCUUUUCUCGAGUCAAAUGCUAUAAUGAAGCUGAAGCUUUUGGAUAUCUGAUUUCGUAUUAGAUUAAGCUCUAUAUAAGGGGCUUGCUCGGUUUGCCGUUAAGAAAGAACAAUUCCAUUAGAUAGCGUUUUGUAUAAUUAAUAUAAUGUUUGUUUUUAGGUAUAAUACUUUGAAUUACUAAGUAGAUUCUAUAUAAUGAAGACAGCCUUUGGUUUUUA
This is a messenger RNA of Nicotiana attenuata, 1347 nucleotides long. RefSeq names its product methionine aminopeptidase 1A. The coding region runs from base 32 to 952 and encodes 306 amino acids. Gene Ontology annotation, biological process: proteolysis. Lineage: Eukaryota; Viridiplantae; Streptophyta; Magnoliopsida; Solanales; Solanaceae. The record is from RefSeq and is a predicted model, not a curated record. Gene Ontology annotation, molecular function: metalloaminopeptidase activity. The transcript has 13 exons.